AUGACCGCACGUCUCCUGGAACAGCUAUCGGACGAACAGAAACUGGGUACUCUCCAGCAACUCUUGACGCCAAUCAUUUUCAAGACUACCGACCUCACCCCGGCACGCCUUCUGGACCCCAUUGUCGCUGGCCCGCAGCAGUUCGGACUCGUGUACCUGCAUCUGCUGUCGCUGCUGCAGUUUGCGUUUUUCCAACCGUACCACAACGAAAUCGCGUCGCAGCUCAAAGACACCUCGUUUCUGGCGUACCGGCUGAUCUCGUCGCAGAUCACGUACCUGGUGCUCGGGCUUGGGUACACGCUGGUGCAGGUUUUUUUCCAGAUCGACAUAUACACGGCAUACCCGCAUAAAUUGGGGUUCCUCAUCUUCUGGCUCGUGUCGUACUUGGUGCUGUCGUCGCUUGGUGGCUCCGAAAUUUUAUCGUUAUGGAUACAUGAUGCCUAUAAAGAACGGCUACGACCUGUUCAAAACGCUGCUGUUCAACACUUACAAGCACGCCAACAUGCCGCGCAACGUGUGCGUCCUGAUAGGCUGGGUCGUGGCCACCAACUGCCUGCUGCCGUUCACAAUGAGGUUCUACACCCGGGUCAAAGAGCAGGAGAGCAAGAAGAAGGUGCGAGUGCUCAAAAAGCUCAAACGGCUGCGUAA
Molecule: messenger RNA, 648 nt
Organism: Ogataea haglerorum
Lineage: Eukaryota; Fungi; Ascomycota; Pichiomycetes; Pichiales; Pichiaceae
Exons: 2
Coding region: 1-648 (215 amino acids)
Cellular component (GO): membrane
Source: RefSeq, a predicted model, not a curated record